AUGCGUCCUGAGAUUCUAAUUCAAGCGGUAACAGAAUCAAAAUUGGCUCGAAAGCGUGCUGUCACUGCUGCCAGACUUGAGGCGAAGAGAGCUGUUGAUUCGGAAAAAUUGAUGGUCCGUAGGGCUAUUACUCCACCAGAUUUUGGGUCAUUAAAGGAUAAUUCGAUGUUGAAACUUGCUGAUUUUGUGCCGGGAGUACCGCCUAGCUACGAAAAAGAAUUUAGCUAUAGAGAGUUGACUAUGCCUGUUCCGUUGCCAUCUGAUGGGCUUUAUUCGAAAGAGCAAAUUUUGAUUAUUGGAGCACAGGUUGUUAUUAAUGCGCAGAAAGCUGGGGCUUAAUUUGGAAGUGAUUG
Messenger RNA from Meloidogyne enterolobii, 353 nucleotides. The record is from the annotation of a GenBank genome assembly. Lineage: Eukaryota; Metazoa; Nematoda; Chromadorea; Rhabditida; Meloidogynidae.